Phodopus roborovskii (desert hamster) is the source of this 1439-nucleotide messenger RNA. It is a transcript of the gene Ccn3, whose product is annotated as cellular communication network factor 3. Gene Ontology annotation, cellular component: extracellular matrix; extracellular region. Lineage: Eukaryota; Metazoa; Chordata; Mammalia; Rodentia; Cricetidae. The record is from RefSeq and is a predicted model, not a curated record. The transcript is spliced from 5 exons. Gene Ontology annotation, biological process: signal transduction; cell adhesion. The coding region runs from base 295 to 1368 and encodes 357 amino acids. Gene Ontology annotation, molecular function: heparin binding; integrin binding.
GGGCUCCACCCAGCCCCUCCCGGUGCUCUGGGAAAAGCCAGUCGCCACACACAGGCACACGCAGACCGGGCUCCACGCCCUAAGGAGAGCAGCCUUGGGGCCCGUCACCAUGGCAACAUCGGAGCUCCUUCCACUUCUCCACCCAGCUGACUCCCCCCCACCCCCUCCCAGCGCAGCCAACCGGCUUGUGCGCGUUCCUGGAGAGCGUUAUAAAACCUGCACGAGUGGCGCUCCCUGCUCAGCCUGACCUGAGUGAAGGGGCAGUCCCCGUUUCCAAUCCGUGACAGCCUUAGCAUGAUGAGCAUGCAGACCAUGGGUACUUUCCUGCAAAACCGACGCCUCUGCCUAGGCUUCCUGCUCUUCCAUCUCUUAAAUCAAGUGUCUGCAACUCAGCGCUGCCCGCCCUCGUGCCCGCUCCAGUGCCCCAUUACACCACCGACGUGCGCCCCCGGGGUGCGCUCCGUGCUGGAUGGCUGCUCCUGCUGUCUAGUGUGCGCCCGCCAGCGGGGAGAGAGCUGCUCUGAGCUGAAGCCCUGCGACCAGAGGAGCGGCCUCUACUGUGACCGCAGCGCAGACCCCAGCAACCAGACUGGCAUAUGCAUGGUUCUAGAAGGAGACAACUGUGUGUUUGAUGGGGUCAUUUACCGCAGCGGAGAGAACUUUGAACCAAACUGUCAAUAUCACUGCACCUGUAGAGAUGGGCAGAUUGGCUGUGUGCCCCGCUGCCAGCUGGAUGUACUACUGCCUGGUCCUGACUGCCCAACUCCAAGGAAAGUUGCAGUGCCUGGGGAGUGCUGUGAGAAGUGGACCUGUGGUCCAAAUGAGCAGGGGACGCUGGGAGGCCUGGCCCUUCCAGCCUACAGGCCAGAUGCCACUGUAGGAGUUGACGUCUCUGACUCCAGUAUCAACUGCAUUGAGCAGACCACAGAGUGGAGUGCAUGUUCCAAGAGCUGUGGGAUGGGCUUGUCCACCCGGGUCACCAACAGGAAUCGCCAGUGUGAGAUGGUGAAGCAGACUCGUCUCUGCAUGGUUCGGCCUUGUGAACAAGAGCCCAUGCAGCCAACAGAAAAGAAAGGUAAAAAGUGUCACCGCACCAAGAAGUCCCUGAAAGCCAUCCACCUGCAGUUCAAGAAUUGCACUAGCCUGCAUACCUAUAAGCCCCGGUUCUGUGGGGUCUGCAGCGAUGGCCGGUGCUGUACCCCCCACAACACCAAAACCAUCCAGGUGGAGUUUUGGUGCUCCCCAGGGCAAAGCAUCAAGAAACAGGUCAUGGUCAUUGGAACCUGCACCUGUCACUCCAACUGCCCUCAGAACAAUGAGGCCUUCCUCCAGGAGCUGGAGCUGAAGACCAGCAGAGAAGAAAUGUAACCCAUGUCCAAUAAAGCACACGAAUGGAGGCAAACUGUUGCUGCUGCAUGGCCCAGCAUCUCCUGAAUAUA